This is a messenger RNA of Taeniopygia guttata (zebra finch), 1237 nucleotides long. The record is from RefSeq and is a predicted model, not a curated record. NCBI's taxonomy places the organism in Eukaryota, Metazoa, Chordata, Aves, Passeriformes, Estrildidae.
CUCAAAUACAGGCCUGUGACCCUCAAGUUCUGGAAGGCAAAGGCAGUGUCUAUGUGGAGGUGCUGGCCCCGGGACCUCUGGAUCCAGAACAGGUCCCCAGCUGACCGAUGUGCAACAUGUCACACUGCGGGGAGGGCAUUUCAUUGUGAAACCCCAGCAGCGGGGCAGGAUGAUCAGAGCACGGCUAGAAAUGGUUCCUUGGGAGCAAGUCAAAGAGGGGGUGCCUGCACAAGGAGCAGCGUGAGGCCAGAUGCGAGCAGCUCCACCAGCCGGGUCGCUUCGUCUUAUCCCAGCGCUGGUUCUGCCGCUUGCAAUCUCGAAGUUUGCUCGGCGCCUUCCUCCGGCCGAGGGAUGGAGGUUCCCCGCUGCCGGGGCGGAGCGGGCAGGUAGCGCGGUGCAGGGUGUGUGUGUGUGUGUCUGUGCGCGUCUCCUUUGUCUGAGCAGCCCGAGCAGCGCCGAGCGCCCCGCGGGCGGCCGCGCAUCUUCCCCGCCCAGCGCCGCUCGGCACACCCGAGCCUCGGCCCGCCCCCGCCGGCCCUCGGCACAUCGCGGGGCUCAUUACCGGCGGGGGACUAAUUGCCGGCCGGGCGGCCGAGCCCCCCGUGCCCGGCCGCGCCGUGUGCGGGGGGCGGCCGCGGUGCCCCGGCCGCGCGGUGCCCGCUGUCCCCGCAGGCCGGCGGUGUGGAAGCGGCCCGCGAUUGGCCGUGCCGGCAGGGCCAGCCCCUUCCUGGCUGCCUGGCAUGAAUAUGCACGGCCCCCCUUCCUCCUCCUCCUCCUCCUGCAUGUGUGUGUGUGUGUGCGGGGAGCGGGGCUCCGCCAGCAGCGCCGCUCCAGCCAUGUCAGCUCGGCUCCGCCUGGGCCCACCAUGAGCCAUGGCCAUGUCUGCGAGCGCCGACGAGGAGGACUACGAGUCGGAGCCGGAGCCCGAGCCGGGGCCGGGGCCCGAGCUGGGGCCGGAGCAGGGACGAGAGAUGUAGAAGAAAGAGAAGGAUGUGUGCCGGAAUGAAAAGAGAACUUUUAUUAAUACUUGCAGGGUUUAUUCUCUGAAGCCUUUUUUUUUUUUUUUUCUUUUCCCGUGGGGGAAGGAGAAUAAACUUCUUGAAUUUAUGAAGUAAUCUGUGAAAAAUAAUCCAGAACAUAUGUUCUAGAUUGCGUAUUUUACUCUCUAAGAACUGCCUAAGCAAUUAAAAAUGCACCAGGAAUAGUAUUAAACAUGUGUAUGUAAUUUAAACAUAAA